UGAUCCUAUAGUGGUCCAGGCACAAACCGUGAAAAGUUUUUAGUUACCCCCCUGCGACUCCUGUCACCUCCCGCCCUUUUCUUCUUUUUACCCCCCUCCCCAACACCCAUCCAUACAAACUCCUGCAUCAUCUCUCAAACUAACUCACUCCUCUCUGUACCUUCAGCCGGUCUCCUCUCCAUCCACCGCGUCACAUUAACCCCUCCGCUGCAGCUUGACAACCAGACUGAUAGCCCCCGGCACCACCAUGCUCUGGAAAUCCAGAACCAAAACUGACGUUCUGCAGGACCGGGCAGACGGACUAAGCGGCUCCUCGCCGAGCGGGCGACUCUCCCAGCUGUCCUCCCUGAACCAGGCCGCUUACUCCUCGGCUCCCCCGCUCUGCCACACUCCGGCCUCUGACUUCCAGCCUCCGUACUUCCCUCCCCCUUAUCCCCAGUCCUCCCUGCCAUACUCCCAAAGCCAGGACUCAUAUUCCCACCUGUCAGACCCCUACACCUCCAUCAACUCCAUCCAUCAGCAUCAGCAAGUGGCAUGGCACUCGCAGAGGUCGCGCUCCGACGACGGGGGACUCCUUUCACAGUCGCAUCGGGCUCUGAGCCUCGACCCCCGGCGGGAAUAUGCAGCUGUCCCUCGGCUGCUGCACGGUCUCGGAGAAGGUGCUGCCGCUCUCGGGGACGGUCCUCUCGGGAUGCAACUGGGACAUCACGGCCUGGACGAUAUUCAGGGAAUGGAGGAAGGAUCAGCCCUGGGCAUCCUCGACCACUCUGUCAUUAAAAAAGUUCCCAUCCCGUCCAAGCUAAACGGGUCAUCCCUUUCAAUCUUGUCCCUCGGUAAGGAGGGUCUCGGUAUGGGAGCCGUGUCCAACCCAGCCGAGGUCUUCUGUUCGGUCCCGGGUCGCCUCUCGCUUCUCAGCUCCACCUCCAAGUACAAGGUGACUGUCGGGGAGGUGCAGCGACGCCUCUCUCCACCUGAGUGCCUCAACGCCUCUCUGCUGGGUGGAGUCCUGCGCAGGGCAAAGUCAAAGAAUGGUGGCCGCUGUCUGAGAGAGCGUCUGGAGAAAAUUGGCCUCAACCUGCCCGCCGGGCGACGCAAGGCAGCCAACGUCACUCUCCUAACAUCUCUAGUGGAGGGUGAGGCCGUCCAUCUGGCGCGGGACUUUGGUUAUGUCUGUGAGACAGAGUUUCCAGCCAAAGCCACAGCUGAGUAUCUGUGCAGGCAGAGCGAACCGGACCAGCUCCCAACACGGCGCAGUAUGCUGCUCGCCACCAAGGAGAUCUGUAAGGAGUUUGUGGACAUGAUGUCCCAGGACCGCUCUCCUCUGGGUGGCAGUCGACCCAACCCCUGCCUGGAGCCUGGCGUCCAGGGAAGCCUCACCCACUUCAGUCUGCUCACCCACGGCUUCGGUACUCCCGCCAUCUGCGCCGCACUCUCUGCCUUCCAGAGCUACUUGAUGGAGGCGAUCAAAAUGCUGGAUAAAGGAGAGGGUGGAGGGAAGAGCCACCACGACAAGGAGAUGAAGCACCGCAAAUAGAGGGAGGACAGACAAGAUAUGUUGAUAGAUGGAUGAGAUGAGAUGAGAGGCAGAAAGGAAAAGAAAAGUGGGGAAAAGACUAACCGGUGCCCCUCUGCUUCUUUACCUUCGCCUUCAGGAUAAAAACUGAGACUUUUACCUCCCAGAAAAAAACCUCUGCAGUCUAUCUCAUCAAGGAGGCAGGGAUCCUGAUGAUAUCUGUACUGUAAUGUGUGUCCACAACCACCUCACUCAACAUGACGCAUGGACCUCUUUUCUCAGUAGCUGGUUUGUGUCAUGAUGGCGUCUACAAAACAUCUCUUCAGGAUGAGUACCUACACAUGGUUGUAUUUAUUUCCCCCUCUUUUUUUGUAAACAUGUCACCUUUAUCUGUGUCAUAGAACCCAGCAUUUAUCAGUCACUUUCUCUCUCACACACACAAACACACACACACACACAUUUUUUUUGGACUGAACUCAUCUGGGAAGUGUCGUAAAGCCAUAUCCGAGACAACAACCUGCUCUUUGCUCCUCUUGAACUUUGGGAGACUUUUAACUCUACUUGAUUGGACAAACACUGCUUCCAUAUGUACUUCUUCUUAGUGGCUGGUCAUGGGAAAUUGAAUUCUCUGGGGUCUCUAACAGCGGGGUAAGGAGGAGUCAAAGGCAGCUAAAGGAGAUUUAGUUUCUUUUAUUUUGAAGUACUAGGUGUUGGUAACUUAAAAACACAAAUCAUUUUGUACUUUCUGUGUAUGUUUAUUAUUAAUGUUAUUACUGUUGCUAUUAUUAUUGUAUUACGGCAUAAAUGUAAUAUAUUAUUAAAGAAUUAAGACCUGAUCAGCUUAGUUUCAUGACUUUGCUUUUAUGUGUUCAUUUGGAUUAUUAGAACAAUAAAAAGUAAUGGCACCUUCAGGUACCUUUUUAAAUGCAACCGCCCAUUUCAACUUACUUUAAAUCCAACAGUGACAAUGGACUUUUAUUGUGCUCUUACUGUAAAUGCUUCCUCUUUCCAUUUGUCGCAAUACUAUGUUUUAUUGAUCCCUUUAGGAAAAGUCUAUUGUGACUUCAACAGGAAGGUCAUAGCGAGGGCUGCAACCAACACUUAAUUUCGUUAUUGAUUGAUGUGUCGAUUUGUUUAGUUAAUUGCUUAGCCUAUAAAAUGUCAGAAAAUAGUGUGAAAUGUCCAUUACACUUUCUAAGAGCAUAAUGUCAUGUAUUCAGUGACCUGGUGUUAUCUAACAGUUCAAAACCAAAAGAUA
This is a messenger RNA of Etheostoma cragini (Arkansas darter), 2771 nucleotides long. RefSeq names its product transcription factor AP-2 epsilon (gene tfap2e). Gene Ontology annotation, cellular component: nucleus. Gene Ontology annotation, biological process: regulation of cell population proliferation; anatomical structure development; regulation of transcription by RNA polymerase II. The record is from RefSeq and is a predicted model, not a curated record. The transcript has 7 exons. The coding region runs from base 248 to 1534 and encodes 428 amino acids. Lineage: Eukaryota; Metazoa; Chordata; Actinopteri; Perciformes; Percidae. Gene Ontology annotation, molecular function: DNA-binding transcription factor activity, RNA polymerase II-specific; RNA polymerase II transcription regulatory region sequence-specific DNA binding.